Paecilomyces variotii is the source of this 2060-nucleotide messenger RNA. Its product is annotated as putative U4/U6 small nuclear ribonucleo protein. The coding region runs from base 125 to 1897 and encodes 590 amino acids. Gene Ontology annotation, biological process: mRNA splicing, via spliceosome. The transcript has a single exon. Gene Ontology annotation, cellular component: U4/U6 x U5 tri-snRNP complex. The record is from RefSeq and is a predicted model, not a curated record. Lineage: Eukaryota; Fungi; Ascomycota; Eurotiomycetes; Eurotiales; Thermoascaceae.
ACUCCAUCAAAAGCAUCCAGCAACCAUAACCACGUCCGGCCCUCUCUUCCAUCACCGGGAACAGCAGUAAGCAGCAGGUCCGGUCUCCUCCGUGGGUGAGUCGCACACCUCUCACUCUGCAGCCAUGGCGGACGUGUCUGGCAACGUGCUGAAACGGCCUCACCCCGAGGGUGAAGACAAUAACGCGCAGAAAAGGUCACGGUCCAACAAUGGCUCUCCUCUACCAGGAAACAAUGGACCUACCGGCAAGGUCGACAUCGAGAAGAUGGUCGCGGAGGCGCGGGCCAAGGCAGAGGCAGUCCGCGCGCGUCUCCAGGCUGCAAGAGGAGGAACUCCCGCCUCAGCAGUAUCAUCUCCCAGCCCGGCGCCUCCAGCUGGCGGCCCGGCCAUGUCAAGACUGGAGCAGAUGAAGGCUCGAGUUGCGGCUGCUACAGGAAGAGCGCAAGCGGCAGCAGCUCAGCAACGGGUCCCUGCUCCAGCUCCCAGUUAUCAACCUCCGGCCUAUGACGAUGACGGACUGUCGAAAGCUCGCGGCGGUUUGGACGUGGGAUUACAUCCGGCCCUACUUGCAGAUGCCGGUCAGGAUGCACGAGGUACAAAAGGGCGACAGGCUAUGCAACCGAAGUUUGCGACGACCAUGGCAAACCGUCGUACGGAGUCUCCCGUGUCCGCUGGAAAGGACAAAUUGGACCUGUCCGGUCCAUCUUUGGAGGAGAUCAAAAAUAAUCCAUAUUUCGAUCCGAAUCUUGGCCCGAAGGCCACGAUACCCAGACCACGUCAGUCUCGCCAGCUUAUUUUCAACCAGAAGGGCAAGUAUAUUGCGCAAGCGGCCGCACUGCGGCGCCAAGCGCAACUUGAGGCUAUGAAAAAGCGGAUUGCGGAGAGGGCCCGUCAAGCUGGUAUUGAUGAGGACUUAGACGUAGAAAAAGCGUUCCUGGUUCCCGCACCUCCAGCUAUCGAGUGGUGGGAUGAGGGCCUGGUAAAUGGCACCGACUAUUCUGCCAUUGACGAUGUGAACAAUAUGAAGAUCGAUACACCGGACUCUAUCAUUACUCGUUAUGUUCAGCAUCCUGUUCUUCUCGAACCCCCUCAGGAUAAGCACAUUCCUCCCCAGAAGCCCAUGUAUCUCACAGCCAAAGAGCAGGCCAAACUUCGUCGACAACGACGAAUGGCUGAUCUCAAGGAACAGCAAGCAAAGAUCAGACUGGGUCUCGAACCGGCACCUCCACCCAAGGUCAAGAAAUCCAACCUCAUGCGGGUGUUGGGUGAGGAGGCCGUCAAAGAUCCUACUGCGGUCGAAGCUCGUGUGAACAGGGAAAUUGCGGAGCGUCGUGAGAAGCACGAACAAAUGAAUGAGGAGCGGAAGCUGACCAAGGAGCAACGCCGUGAGAAGCUUGCGAUGCAGCAAGAGAAAGAUGUAGAGAAGGGUGUCUUCGUCUCCGUAUACCGCAUCGACAGCCUCGCAAACGGCCGUCAUCGCUUCAAGAUCAGCAAGAAUGCGGAACAGAUGGCACUCACUGGCAUAUGUAUCAUGCACCCGAAAUUGAAUUUGGUGAUCGUUGAGGGAGGGCCCCACUCGAUCAAGGACUACAGAAAGCUGAUGCUCAAUCGCAUUGACUGGACAGAGAACGAUGGUCCAGGUGCUGUGCGCGAGGGAAAUCGCGAGGCCCUGGCAUCAUGGUUAGCUGCCGAGGACGAAAAGGGAGAGCUGAAAGAUCUCAGUUUCAAUACAUGCACACUACUAUGGGAAGGUCAGGAGAAGGCUCGGGCGUUCAGAAAAUGGCUCGGUGCUCGUGUCUGCGAGUCCGACUCGGCAGCCAAGGACGCCCUAGCUCGAGCAAAGAUGGAGAAUUUCUGGACUCUAGCUAAGAGUUCCAAACAAGCUGGCAUCUCAUAGUUACGGGGAGUAGCGAUGGCAUGGCACGAUUGUUAUGGAAAGCAAGUUACCAAAGGACUCAAUAGCUAUCAUUACAUAGCGAUAUCUGUAUACCUAACAUUGAUGGCGACAUUACUCCAUCAUACAUGCAUUGCCUCUCACAAGGCGGAUAUCCAUAUCCACA